AUGAAGAGAAUACAUGUGAACGGCGCUUAUCCCGCUUACCCCAUGGUAUGUGUAGGAGCUGUCUCACAGUGUAGCAAUGUAGAGAAUACAUGUAAAGGUAUGCACCCCGCUUACCCCGCUUACCCCACCUCCAUGGCAUGUGUAGAAGCUGCCUCACAGUGUAGCAAUGUAGAGAAUACAUGUAAAGAAGCUGCCUCACAGUGUAGCAAUGUAGAGAAUACAUGUAAAGGUAUGUACCCCGCUUACCCCGCUUUCCAGCCUAUGUAUAGGUGCUGGACACAGUGUAGCAAUGUAGAGUAUACAUGUAAAGGUAUGCACCCCGCUUACCCCGCUUACCCCACCUCCAUGGUAUGUGUAGAAGCUGCCUCACAGUGUAGCAAUGUAGAGAAUACAUGUAAAGAUUUUAAAAAAUUGUGGUUUGCAGUGUAAACCCUUGACCAGAUGUGUUGAUACAUGACUAUGACUUCAAAGAACCUAGAACCAAAGGAGUCUCCAUCUUGGGGUAUACCACUUCUACAGCGCAUAAUAAGCAAGACAAGUGACACUUCCAAAGAUGACCAUCAUACUUUUGAUGCUCAAAAUGUGAAUGAUGCUAAAUACACCGAGAAACAACCAUUAACUACAAAUACAACAUGUGCAACUGAUGGUGCUAAUUUAGUAGGCAUUUAUGAUGAAACUGAAUCACACCAUGGAACAACAGAGGAAACACCAAAGAGUUCUCAACACGCAAAAGCUGAUGGUACAGAUCUACAAAGCAUCAAUGAUCAGGCAUCUUACCAUUUUGAUCCUAAGGAUCACCUUGAAGAUAACUGCUCAAAAAACGAUACCCCCAAAAAGCCCAGUAAAUCCAGUGAUAAAUUUGUGAAGAUAAAAUCUAAAAGAACUAUUACAAGGCCAAGAAAACUUAAAGAUAAAGAGUGUGAAAUAAUCAGCAAGACUGAAACAUCUCUUGCAAAACAUAUAAUUGCAAAAACUACGGACAGUCAAUUCAAGCCUGUUGUUAUGACAACAUUAAGUGCAAUGAGUCACCAGGUUGAAAAUCUAGAAACUGUGCAAACUGGGAAUCAAGAAGCUUCACCCAAAGCAAACACUGAGACCAUUGUGAAUCUAGAAACAGUUAACAACCUCCAGGAUCAAGCUGAGAGUACAGAGCUUCAUCAGAUUCUUCCUAAAGAAUCUGUUGCUAUAGAAACUGUAUCAAUAGAAACCAAAACCCGGCAACAGGAAAAGGCUGUUAAUUUUGAUGACUUUGAGAUUCAGUUUGAAGAUGAUCCACCUCCAAAAACAGAUUUUAUAAGUUCAAAGCCAAGGCGAGGUAGACCUCCAAAAUAUGACAGGCGAAAGUCAAGACAAUCCAUGGACUUCACUGCAUCAAUAUCUUUGACAUCAACACUAAGUGAACCAACAGAGACCUCCACAACAAGAGUACCAAAAAGCAGCUCAACAGAUAUUAUCUCUAGCGAUAGUGGUAUAUCAGAAAUCGCUUUGAAUGAUCUACACUUACCAUUUGAUGAAGAUGACCAACCACAAUGUUCCCCUAAACCAAUACAACGUCCAAAACGGAAACGCCAAGGAAGAAAAUCUGCAGAUUUUGACAUUAUCAACACUUCAGCGAUUAUUUUGAGUCCCGAGCUUGACCCAGGAAUGAUUAGCGAAAAUCCUGAUAUUGUACCUCCCCUAGGCGCAUCUAGAAGGUCAAAAAGGAUCCGACGUAAAUCGCUGGAGAUUUUCCGCCAAUCUCAGCAUGAGAAGGAACAAAAGUUGCAGCUGAUAGAAACAUUGAAUUCAACAAGUGCAGCUGUGACAAAGUCUAUCCCAACUAAUGUCCAACCUCAGAAUUCUCCAAGUUCAUACCCACAUCCAGAAGGCACAACCUUACAUCCACAAGACACAACCUUACAUCCAGAAGACACAACCUUACAUCCACAAGAAACAACCUUACAUCCAACCACCACCAAACAUGAAGAUACUAAGACAUACAACAAAUGCAAUGCUGAACUAAAAAAUAAAUCUCCAAACUAUGUUUCAAAUAUGAUUCAUAAUGUAACACUUGUUGAAGAACAUUUACACGAAACAGUCCAUGGAGUGGACACUACUGUGUUUGAUAUACCAGCUGUCAUAGAGCCCCCAGUUCUCAAUACUUGCGAAUCAGUAGGUGCCAAAAAUAGAAUAAUAAAACAGUCAUUUUCAAGGAAAUAUUCACCUGAGAAAUGCAAGGAAGGCGAACCUGAAAGUUUAGGACGUGGUAAACGUGCUAAGAAAACUCUUGUGAAUUAUGCUGAGCUUGACCAGUGCGAUGAAGAGGACUCUAAAAGUAGGUCACCAAAAAAGAAACGUAAAAAAGAAGAUGUAUCCAUUGAAGAUAUCUAUAAGAAUAAGAACUAUGUUGCACCAGCUGAGAAACCAUGGGAGACCAUUUAUGAAACACCUCAUCAUAAUGAUGUUAUGACGAAGAAAAAAUUCAAAAGGACAAUGAUAUUUGAAGACUAUAGUAUAGGGAGGCUGAAGAAGAGGCGGCAAAAGGCAAUGAAAAAUGGAUGGAAGCCACCAAGGAUGGGCAAGAAAAAGACUGAGCUAUUAGAGAAAACAUUAGACAAGAAGUUAGCAUCAUUGGAAGAGGAGAUUGAGAAUAAUUUCCCUAACAGUCCACAACCCUCAACUAGCUCAACAGGAUCAUCAUUUGUUCCAUAUAACAACAAUGGUCCUUUAGCUAUUGCUGAGCAACCACGUGCAAGUUCCUCACCAGCCAAUCAGCAAACAGAACAGAAUUCAGUGCCAACAAUAAGUGAAUCUGAGAUCCCCAAGGAUUCCAAAAAUUCUCUGAAACAGCAAAAAUCGAGCAAAAGAAAAUGCCCUCCAAAAAGGAAGUCAUCGAAGAAGCAGUCUGAAUUGGAGAAAGUUGAAUCCCAUAACGAAAAUGAAACCCACGAAAAUACUGUGAUCCCUGAUAAUAUAGUAAUCCCAGACACAAUUGAAACCUCUGAUAUGGUCGAAACCAAUGAGAAGGUUGAUAUUAAAGAUGAAGUUAAAACCCAAGAUAAGGUUGAAUCCCAAAUUAAAAUUGAUAAAACCAAAGAUAACACAGGAUCAACCCAGGAUCUAAAUAUUGAUGUCAAGGCUAUCAGCUCUGAAACUAAAAGUGAGGUGAAAGUGUUUGAAGGCGAGGUACAUGUAGAUGUUAAAAAGGAACCUUCUCUUUUGACAGAAUCCAGUAAUAAUACAAAUAAAGUUGGUGUGAUUAUUGAACCUCCUGAUCAUGUUGAUGUAAAAGUUGAAAAUAUCAGUAUGGAUGAAAUUACUGACAAUGGGGCCAUUCCAGAAGAUUUGAAUGCAGAGGACAAAAAGAUAGGGGAUGUUAAGUCUGUGGUAGAUAUGGAACCAAAUAAGGAAAUGGAAGUUGAUUUAUUCUUCACACCAAUGAAAGACAUUCCUGUUCCUUCCCAGAAGGGCAAUGAAAUGUCAAAUAGCAAUGAUGAUGGUGAUAUAUCAGGCUUAGAUACUAUAGCUGAAGAAUCAGUCAAAGAGACAAUGGAGACAAGCCAAACUAAAGCUUUAAGUGAAACUUACCAUGUAUCUAAGGAGCCUGUAUCAGGUUCUAAAAAUGUUUGUGAUGAAUCCAAGGAGUCUUUUUCUGAAUCAAAAGCAGAUGACUAUCUUACCCCGCAAACAACUUUGAGUGACACUGAUACAAAUUCUAGUCUGCUUAAUGCAACUGCAAAUGAAUCACUAUUAGAAGGGGUCCUUGAUUCAAGUGAUGAGGCUGUUCAGUCAUUGAAUUCCAGUUUGGACUCCUUAGACCCAAUUCAACUGUUAGAAAAGAGUCGGAACUCAAGGAUUGCAGAAGACACAAGGGACCUAUUGACCCCCGUCUCAGAAGAAGACUUGAACACUGGGUUCGUGCAAGAGAAAUAAUAUAUUCAUCUAUAUCUUUCUCUACAUGCAUUACAUUAUGUCAGUUUUCAUUCUGGUGUUCUGGUAUUCUGCUUUUUUGUCAGAUAUCAGUUAUUUUACAUGUUACAACUGUACGUAAGAUAAAGUGGAAUCUCAAAAUGAAAAAAAAUAGAUUCAUGUACAUCAAACUGGAACUGACUGAACAAUAGAAGCAUAUAUCACAAAGUGCCAUGUAUCAAAACACUAGUUAAGAAACAAUUUGAUUGUUAUAAGAAUGCAAGCAUGUUAAAGAUAAUCUAUCUCUCUAUUUAACAUUAUUUACAUUAGUAAUUAAGAAGCAUGUAUAUCUGAGUAACAAAUAUUUUAAUAGAAAUCACAGGUUCAUUCCAGUUUGUUAUUUUGUCACCACCACAAGGGGUGACAUAUUAUUAUAGUCUCUAACGUUUUUGUGGAUGGUGUUCGGCAGUUGGUGUCCUGCACAUGGUAUCUGUAACAAAUGGC
This is a messenger RNA of Owenia fusiformis, 4392 nucleotides long. The record is from the annotation of a GenBank genome assembly. NCBI's taxonomy places the organism in Eukaryota, Metazoa, Annelida, Polychaeta, Sabellida, Oweniidae.